Alosa sapidissima (American shad) is the source of this 1516-nucleotide messenger RNA. RefSeq names its product RNA binding motif protein X-linked 2 (gene rbmx2). The transcript has 6 exons. Gene Ontology annotation, molecular function: RNA binding. NCBI's taxonomy places the organism in Eukaryota, Metazoa, Chordata, Actinopteri, Clupeiformes, Clupeidae. Gene Ontology annotation, biological process: mRNA splicing, via spliceosome. The record is from RefSeq and is a predicted model, not a curated record. Gene Ontology annotation, cellular component: U2 snRNP; catalytic step 2 spliceosome; precatalytic spliceosome. The coding region runs from base 99 to 1196 and encodes 365 amino acids.
GCCCGGAAACACUAGCACUCCAAAACGUUGUUUUGAAUAAUUGGAACAUUUCUCUGAAUUGGACCACCAGUGUCAAUGCUUUCGCAAAACUUUUCAGAAUGAACCCACUAACCAAAGUGAAAUUAAUAAAUGAGUUGAACGAGAGGGAGGCGAGUCUUGGUGUGAAGGAAUCCGUGUCAUGGCAUUCAGAAUACAAAGAUAGCGCAUGGGUAUUCGUAGGUGGUUUUCCUUAUGAGCUAACCGAGGGCGAUAUACUCUGUGUUUUCUCACAGUAUGGAGAAAUUGUCAAUAUUAACCUUGUACGUGACAAGAAGACAGGGAAGUCAAAGGGUUUCUGUUUUAUCUGUUAUGAGGACCAGAGGAGUACUAUCUUAGCUGUGGACAACUUCAAUGGCAUAAAGAUUAAAGGACGUACCAUCCGAGUGGACCAUGUUGCUAACUAUCGUCCUCCCAAAGACUCAGACGACAUUGAUGAUGUCACAAAAACCUUGCGUGACCAGGGGUGUGCCCCAAAGUUGUCUUCAUCCUCAUCUGAGUCAGAGGAAGAAGAUGAUCUUGUUGUGCCCUUGAAGAAGUCAAAGAAAGAUAAGAAAGAAAAGAAGAAAAAGAAGAAGGACAAAAAGGAGAAGAAGAAAGAGAAGAGGAAGGUGACUCCUGCGGAGGACAGAAGAGCAGAUGAGAACCAUCAUCAUCAACCAUCAUCGCCGUCCACGUCUGUGCCUGUGAAGAAAGAGAGGAUGGACGUGGGGUACGAGAAAUACGCCAAAAAAGGCCCAACAGACUCUCGACCUCCCAGAGGCGACCCAAUGGAACCAGGCACCCACAACGCUAGAGCGAAGGAGAGACAGGAGGGUGGACCUUCCAAGGACUGGCACAGCAGUGACCACAGAGACAGAGAGAAGGGAAGGGUGAAGGAAGAAGACCGGAGGAGAGACUGGUCAAGAGACGGUAGGGCCACUUCACCCAGGGAUAGACACAGGAUGGAUAGAGAAGAAAAGCCAGUGCACCAAGACUCCCGUCCACGUGAAAGCUGGGACAGAGAGCGAGAGAGAGACAGGGAAAGGGACCGAGAGAGAGACUGGGAUAGUGACAGAGAGAGAGAGAGGGAUCGGGACAGAGAGAGGGAGAGAGAAAGAGAGAGGGACAGAGGGAGAGACAAGGACCGAGACAGAGAGAGGGACAAAAAGUACAGGUGAAAGAGCGAUACAUGUGGAAUCAUCACCAAUGAAUUGCGCUCACUCUAAAAGUGAGCAUCUGGGAGAUUAUGUGCUGUGUUUUCCUCCUCUAGUGCAGGUAAUACAUGGGACCUUUCCCUUAUCAUGGAGGACUCUACAGUUCUCACGGCUUUUGAACUGUAUUGUUUUAGCAGCUGUCACUCUCUACCAUGCAUUUGGAUGUUGGUGGUUUUGCUUCUGCUUUAUCAUUUUAUGUUUGUGUUUUGCCAAUAAGUAAAUAACGUCCUUUUGGAAAUAAUAAUAAAAAAAAUGUCAUAGCCAUGGCAAAUUACUUAAUUUAA